GAGCCUCCAGCGAAAAAGAGGCGGUUUUUCGCUGGUCCUGACGAUGACGCCGGUUUCUCAGCCUCCUCCAGCCCGGCAGCCGUGAUCCCCGCCGCAUCGUCCAAGUCACUCGCUGACCCAUUACAUCCUCACUCCUCCCCUGUCAACUCCUCCGCGUCGCAGCCCGAUGUCGAAGCUGAAUCUUCAAUAUCCGGUCACUCGGGGCCGCUGGCCUUUGAUCAGCACACCUUCGAGACCUUCGUUGGAGAUAAAGUGAAGCCUGAUGUGCUGGAUCUCAUUAGAGACCAUUGUGGUGACAACAUCGAGACGGCCGUUAAUAUGUACUUUGAUGGGACAUGGAAGAAAUUCAAAAAGAAAGACAUCAGCGGCAACACGGCGUCUGCCCGACUAGCCGCGCCGUCAAAACCGAAAUUCCACGAGACCCGACCACCAGAUGCCGAUUUAAGCCUACACGACGCUGUCAGAUUCAUGCCUGCUUCCCGAUAUAUCGGUGCGUUUGGCGUGGAAGGGUGGGCGACUAGGAGUGGCGCCAAUUUGCUGCAUCACGGCGAUGUUGUCAAGAUUGAGAGGCAGAAGAUCCAGCCUCCCAAGAAAGCCAGUUUGGCGGCCAUGAAGAGGGUCGAUGUCGUCGUUCGGUUCACCAACGAUAAGGGUGUCGAGAUUGGCCGCCUGGCCAAGGACACGGCGAACUGGGUAUCCUCGUUGAUUGACCAGAGGGUGUGUAGGUUCGAAGGGACCUGCGUUUACGCACCUGAAAAGCUUAGGACCAACGACACCGUUUUCCUCCAACUGCGGUGCUCCUUGCUAAGGUCCGCAUUCGAACAGCGAGGUUUCCAACUUUCAGACAAUAGAACUGCAGGGCUUUUCGAAGAGAAGGAGACAUCGGGGGAGCGCGAUCUUCGCAUGCGCCAGGUAGCCUUGGUCAGGCUGUUCCAGGAGAUCAGUUUGAACCCGUCCAAGAUGAAUGCCGCUGCCGCCAGACACCAGCGCCAGGGCCUUCUUGACGCGGUUGACCUGGCAGAGAAACGCGACAAAGAGGCUCCAAAACUAGGAAGAGGGGAUGCCGGGUCAUCCGCGACGUCAGAGGACGAGGACGGUGAAGAAUUACAACAGGACCAGCUUGACUCGCUCUACAGAAAGGCACAGUCGUUUGACUUUACAACCCCAGGGGCAGAACCGAGUGAAACCUUUGCAAUGACUCUGCGUCCCUACCAGAAACAGGCUCUUCACUGGAUGUUAUCUAAAGAAAAGGACGAGAGGGGGAAACGGCAGGAAGCAUCAAUGCACCCUCUUUGGGAGGAAUACAUCUGGCCGGCCAAAGAUUUUGACGACAAAGACCUACCUCGCGUGGCCGACCAGCCAUGCUUUUACAUGAAUCCUUACUCUGGAGAACUGUCCCUCGACCUUCCUUUACAGGAGCAACAUUGCCUGGGCGGUAUCCUCGCUGAUGAGAUGGGGUUGGGCAAGACUAUUCAAAUGCUUAGUCUAAUUCAUACUCAUCGGCUCCAAGUCCCCGAGGAUGCCAAAAUAUCGAGUACUGGCCUUGUGUCUGUCAACGACCUACCACGUUUGCCUUCGGUAGCAGUCGGUAGUGAUUCUCGCACCACUUUGGUUGUUGCACCUAUGUCGCUUCUUGCGCAGUGGCAGAGCGAGGCUGAGAACGCAUCGAGAGAAGGGACACUUAGAUCGAUGGUGUAUUACGGAAACGAUAAAACAACCGAUCUUCGGACCCUCUGCUGCUCAGCUCAAGCAGCCACGGCACCAGACAUUAUCAUUACCAGCUAUGGCGUGGUUCUCUCAGAGUUCAACCAGAUAGCAUCCAAGGGUGGUCGUAAGGAUGGCCAUCGCGGCAUUUUCUCUGUUAAUUUCUUUAGAAUCAUUCUCGAUGAGGCUCAUAACAUUAAGAACCGGCAGUCAAAGACCGCAAAGGCGUGCUACGAGCUCUCCGCCGAGCACAGAUGGGUGCUCACUGGCACCCCGAUCGUCAACAAACUUGAAGACCUUUUUAGCCUGGUUCGGUUUCUCAAGGUGGAGCCUUGGAACAAUUUCUCGUUCUGGCGUACAUUUAUUACUGUGCCCUUCGAAUCAGGCCAUUUCGUGAAAGCCUUGGACGUCGUGCAGACCGUGUUGGAACCGCUGGUUAUGCGGCGAACCAAGGAUAUGAAGACGCCGACCGGUGAUGCGCUCGUCGCCCUGCCUGCUAAGCACAUUGAAAUCGUCGAUGUUGAGUUUUCAGAGACCGAGCGAAGCAUCUAUGAUUACAUCUUCACCCGUGCCAAGAGAACAUUCAACGACAAUGUUCGGGCGGGGACCGUUAUGAAGGCUUUCACAACCAUCUUUGCCCAGCUUCUGCGGCUGCGCCAGAGCUGUUGUCACCCAGCUCUUGUCCGCAACCAUGAGGUCUUGGCAGAUGAAGACGAGGCUGCCGCGAGCGCCGACGCAGCGACUGGUUUUGCUGAUGACAUGGACUUGUCGUCGCUGAUCGAGCGAUUCACCGCGGAUACCGACGAUGAGAGAGAUGCAAAUGCUUUUGGGGCUCAUGUUCUGCAGCAGAUCCGAGAUGAAGCCGCCAGUGAGUGCCCUGUGUGUUGCGAGGAGCCUAUGAUCGAGCAGACUGUCACAGGAUGCUGGCAUUCAGCUUGCCGGAAGUGCCUCCUUGAUUUCAUCAAGCACGAGACCGAUCACCAUGUCGUUCCGAAGUGCUUCAAUUGUCGUCAAUCUAUCAACCCUCGAGACUUGUUCGAAGUUGUCCGGCACGAUGACGACCCGGAGGUGAGGUCAGGACAGACAACCCCGCGCAUCAGCCUCCAGCGGCUUGGUGUCAACUCUUCCUCUGCCAAAGUGGUCGCUCUAAUGAAGCACCUGCGGGCCCUACGCAAAGAACACCCGCGAAUGAAGUCUGUCGUCUUCAGCCAGUUCACCUCAUUCAUGUCACUCAUAGAACCUGCCUUGUCAAAAGCCAACAUGGAUUUCCUGCGUCUGGAUGGAUCUCUGGCCCAGAAAUCCCGUGCGGCUGUGCUGAACGAUUUCCGCGACGCAGACAAAUUCACUGUCCUACUGAUUUCUCUCAAAGCCGGCGGUGUGGGGCUCAACUUGACGUCGGCUAAGCGAGUGUUCAUGAUGGAUCCGUGGUGGAGUUUUGCAGUGGAAGCUCAGGCCAUUGACCGCGUGCAUCGGAUGGGACAGGAGGAUGAGGUCAGGGUUAUUCGAUUCAUCGUGAAAGAGAGUGUCGAAGAGAGGAUGCUGAAGGUGCAGGAGAGGAAGAAGUUCAUUGCCACGUCUUUAGGAAUGAUGAACGACGAAGAAAGGAAGAUGCAACGCAUCGAGGAUAUCAAAGAGCUUCUCAGCUAGUCUGUCUAGUACGAUGAUCCUAAAAUGACCUAAAUGUUUUGGAAGACCG
Cryphonectria parasitica EP155 is the source of this 3400-nucleotide messenger RNA. RefSeq lists its product as uncharacterized. Bases 319 to 3351 code for a protein of 1010 amino acids. Gene Ontology annotation, molecular function: zinc ion binding; nucleic acid binding; ATP-dependent chromatin remodeler activity. The transcript is spliced from 3 exons. Lineage: Eukaryota; Fungi; Ascomycota; Sordariomycetes; Diaporthales; Cryphonectriaceae. The record is from RefSeq and is a predicted model, not a curated record.